AUGGAGUUUGCAGGCCAUCCUAUCAUCGGCGCGGGUCAUUUGCUCUGCCGCCAACCAUCGACCAACCUUGACGAGUCCAAAUUCCUCAAUGUCACAACGAAAGCAGGCCCCGUUCCAAUCAAAUAUGACGCAGCUCAGAAAACCGUAUCCGCCGGAGUCCCGCAUAAUAUUCACAUCCACCAACAGCCAGCAACACUCAAUCACAUCACUCCUGUUCAAGCGUCUCUGACCACGGCCUCUGAUUUGAAAGGUGUGCCCGAAAGCUCUGCUGUGGUAUCGGUGGUUAAAGGCGUCACAUAUGCGUUGGUCGACCUAACUGAGCGACCUGAUCUCUUUGCGAACAUCGGACCCGGUGGAAGUCCGGCCCUUAACCUUGACGAAGGAUGGACACCUUCGUUCACUGGUGUUAUGUAUCAUCGUCACCUCGGGUCUCACGAGGAGGGAAGUCUCUUGGUGUGGAAUCUUCGCGUACGCAUGAUUGCUAUUGAUUUGGAAGACCCUGCAUGUGGCAGCGGGGGAUGCUCCCUCGGCGCUUACCUUGCUCUAUCGAAUGCCCACAAGAGCCAACGCCAUCGAUUCUGCAUUGACCAGGGUAUCGAAAUGGGUAGGGAUAGUUUGGUGAUUGUAGAUGUGGUCCUUGAUGAUGAGAGGAAGAAGGUUUCGACCAUCGAACUUAGUGGCCAUGCUGCAUUUGCUGCGGAGGGUAAAAUCUUCGUGGAGUGA
Molecule: messenger RNA, 723 nt
Organism: Penicillium olsonii
Lineage: Eukaryota; Fungi; Ascomycota; Eurotiomycetes; Eurotiales; Aspergillaceae
Source: the annotation of a GenBank genome assembly